UGUUAAAAUAAUUCGCAAACAGGAAGCUAUUUUGUUUGAUAAAGACGUAUGUACGUAUGUAAGGAUGAACGAUAAACAAUAAUAGUGAUCAAAAUGAUUGGGACGUUUAUUUGUUUCCACUGUAUUUUAAUAUAUUUCCAUUUAACAACAGCCCAGUUAAUUCAAAAGGAAACGUUGAAGAAAAUAACAGAAUGCGAUCUCAAUGCCGAUAUCAGAUUAACCUGUGCAGGGGACGAGAUGAUUGCAAUACAUUCCCUACAAUAUGCCUACAAUGUUAGUUGUGAAGGAACAUGUUGUCACACCUAUGCAAGUACUGACUGCUUUGUUAAUGCUGGUGAUACAGACAUUCAAGGCAUCCGUCGUGCCUGCUCAGGCAGGUCAUCCUGCAACGCACCAACCCCUCCAGAUAAAAUAGACUUCACUACCUGCGCAUUAGGUAUAAAGGACAUUUCGUAUAUAUUUCUACAAUACUUUUGCAUACCAAAAGAAAGGAUAGCUUCCGUAUGUUCAAACGGACAAUCACUUACGUCAGACGAUGCUCCACUCUAUCUGACAAAUGAGAAUUAUCCAAGUGUAACAAACAGAAGUGGAUCAUGUUCCUGUUCCCUUGAAGUAUACUCCUGCUCUUCCAGCAUUAACAUGUACAUAAUGGACGCAGAUCUGUACUUAGAUACAAGUAAUUGCUACCAGACCUUAGAAUUUCUAGAUGGAUCUGGUAAAACACUGCAUACGAUUGGUUGUGAAAGUCACUACUCGAACCAAAUAGAAAGCAGCACAGCGAACAGCCAUUAUCUAAAAGUAGAUUUCAUCAGUAACAGUACAUCAAAGCAAGAAGGCUAUUUUUUUAUUGGCCUCGAAGCUUCAGAGUCUGGAGCAUCUUUCAGCCUCAGCUGCAGCUAUGAACAAGAAACAUGGUGUGUCGGAUGUGGUGAUGCACCAGUGAUCGCAAAUGGAAAUGUAGAACUCAGCAAUGUCAACGAUUCCUCCUACGAAGCGGCAGCAAAUGUUAUCUGUGAUUCAGGAUAUGAAACAAAUACGCCUACUAUAAAUUGCCUUGCUAAUGGUACAUGGCCUGCUCCUGACUGUACAGAGAAAGCCGCCUGUACAGCAAGUGAAUGGAGAUGUACUAUUGGAGACUGUGUAUUAGCCAGUCAGAGAUGUGAUAAAUUUCCCGACUGCACGGACCAGUCUGAUGAAGAAAACUGUGGUGGUUCGGUCUGUCCAGAGGGUCUAGAGUUCUGUCCUCAUGUUAAUGGAACCGACGUUUGUGUCGACAAAGCAGUUGGAUGUAGUUGUGGCACAGUUCCGUCGAUACCAAAUGGAGUAUUAAUGAUUGAGGACAAUUCAACAACUGGGUCUGUGGCUAACGUCACGUGUAAUGAAGGUUACAUUCCCAGUCAACAAACUGUUACAUGUCUGACUACGGGUUCGUGGGAGACUGUGUCAUGUACUCCUAAUGCCGCCUGUACAGCAAGUGAAUGGAGAUGUACUAAUGGAGACUGUGUAUUAGCCAGUCAGAGAUGUGAUAAUUUUCCCGACUGCAUGGAUCUGUCUGAUGAAGACAACUGUGUUGGUUGUGGCUCUGUUCCGUUGAUACCAAAUGGAGUAAUAACAACUGUUGAUAAUUCAACAACUGGGUCGGUGGCUAACGUCACGUGUGAUGAAGGUUACAGUCCGAGUAAACAAAAUAUUACAUGUCUGAUUACGGGUUCGUGGGAUACUGUGUCAUGCAUUUUUGAAGAUUGCUUGCAACGUCCACUAGAGACUGUAGAGACUGGUGUUUCUUCAAACAUAGGAGCUUUCGUCGGUGUUGGCGUUGGUACUUUCGUAACCACCCUAAUUAUUGUGGCCAUUGUUUUUACUCUUUAUAGAAGCCUGCGACUUAGACGAAAGCAUACACAGAAAGAUGUAAACAAUGUUCAUGAUGCUCAUAGACAAAACACAGGCACAGGAAUUGAUAGCGAAACUUCGUUAACAUAUGAAAGUCUAGAUGGCACUAAAAAGGAAAGAAACCUGUACAGCCAGCUUUCAGCUUCAAACGAAUAGCUUGACUAAGUCACAAAAGAAAAUCACGCUUAGUCACAUGAAAAUGGAAACAACAUCGCAUGAUAUUUCAUCAGACUACAUCAAUAUCAAAAUAUAAAUAGAUAGUGGCAUUCAUUAGAUGAUUAAUCAAGAAUCCCUAUUGACAGUUUUAAUAAUAAGUGUUUGUAAUUUACGUUGUGUGUUAUGCUGAUUGCUGCUAUCAUUACAUUUUCUAAUUUACAAAACAAUUGCCUUGGUAAAUUACCAAUUUUGAUAAAUUGUUUGUAUGCUAAGGAUAGUUAAGCUGAAACGAUCGAUCUACAAACCAAUAUAGAUCAGAAAAAGAAAUCUAGGCGCAAUCCCUGAUUCGAAAAUGGACAAGGAAAAGCAUAUAAAUGCCGUAUGUCGAUCUUGUUAUACACAUUUGCGUCAGAUACAACAUAUAAGAGACUACAUCACCUCCGAUGCCACAAGGUCGCUAGUAAACUCCCUGGUUACCUCACGUCUCGAUUACUGUAAUGGUCUUUUGUAUGGCAUUCCAAGGUCUUGUUUAAACAAACUUCAGAAUGUUCAAAAUGCAGCUGCACGUCUAAUUACGAGACCACGCCGUAACGAACUAUAUUGGAUUUCUGUACGUACCAAACAGGGUGGAGUUUAAGAUCCUGACCCACUCCUAUAAAGCUCUUCAUGAUCAUGCUCCUAAAUACAUCAAGGACAUGCUUGAUAUAUAUAGACCUUCAAGAAAUUUAAGAUCACAAAAUUCAAAUUUACUUGUUGUGCAAAAAUCACGUACUGUAAAAUACGGUGACAGAAGUUUCCGAUAUGCUGCACCAAGACUGUGGAAUGCUCUACCUAAUGACAUAAGAGACUGUGGAACACUCUCAUCAUUCAAACAAUUAUUAAAAACACAUUUAUUUGUAAAAUACUAUGGACAGUGACAAUGCACAUGUGAUAGUCUGACUGUCAAUUUGUCAGCUUACCAAUCUUAAUUCUUUUCUUAGUCUCGUUAUGAAUCGUAUUUUAAACACUUCAGUGUUGUUUUCUGCGUAAAACUGUUUUAGAUGUAAUUUGUGUUUAACCAGACAAUUUGUGCUAUUCGUAGUCAUAUGCGUAGAUAUAUUGCAAGUGCGAUAUUGUUUUAAUUUUCAUGUAGUAACCUGUGUUUAGCAUUUAAUCAUGUUAAUUAU
Molecule: messenger RNA, 3212 nt
Organism: Mercenaria mercenaria
Lineage: Eukaryota; Metazoa; Mollusca; Bivalvia; Venerida; Veneridae
Product: low-density lipoprotein receptor-related protein 2-like
Exons: 13
Coding region: 94-2046 (650 amino acids)
Cellular component (GO): plasma membrane
Molecular function (GO): protein binding
Source: RefSeq, a predicted model, not a curated record